Molecule: messenger RNA, 4869 nt
Organism: Geosmithia morbida
Lineage: Eukaryota; Fungi; Ascomycota; Sordariomycetes; Hypocreales; Bionectriaceae
Product: chromodomain-helicase-DNA-binding protein 1
Exons: 5
Coding region: 1-4869 (1622 amino acids)
Biological process (GO): regulation of transcription by RNA polymerase II; nucleosome organization
Cellular component (GO): nucleus; chromatin
Molecular function (GO): chromatin binding; DNA binding; histone binding
Source: RefSeq, a predicted model, not a curated record
AUGUCCACCCCUACUGAGGGGGUUUCUAGGAACGGACACUCGUCGCCUGAUCGCUCCAUCGAAGCAGACACGCUGGCAGAACGACACCGUGCCGACAGCGAUCUCUCCGACGUUCACAGCGACCUCUCCGACGCCGACCGGUCCCCGCUUGCCGGUACCGGCCAGGAAGAGCUGAAUGGUAUAGACCAUGAUGUCGAAAUGGACGAGAGCGACGUGACGAGUCAGGAUAACGCGUCGGAUGAUGGCGACUACGACGCUCAGGGGAGUCCGCCCCCGAAUCACGACGACGACGACGACGACGUCGACGUCGACGCCGACCAAGAGGAAGACCAUGUCGCGGACGAGGAGCCCGCCAGCUCCACCGACUCCAACAGGGUCCCCAAGCGAAAGGCUGCCGCUGUUGAAGAAUCCUACAUGAGGGCUAACCCAGAGCUGUAUGGUCUACGACGAAGUGUCGACUCGGAUGAUUCUGAAUCCGAUGCUCCUCCCGUCAACCGCCGAAACACGAAACGUCGCCGUGUCGAGUCAUCUACGGCCUCAUCCAAAAGGGACACGCCCGUUCGACAACCGUCGUCCAACGAUUCGGACUCAGACUCGGACGUCUACGGCGGAGCUCGCGCACGAACCCAGCGGAAAAAGGCCCGGCAAAGAAAGGUGGCACAGCCCGAGCUUGUACAGCAGGGUGCCUACGAGGAGAGUGACUUCGAGGAGGAGGAAGAAGAAGACGUGGUGGUUAGCAACUACGUUGCCGACUACGUCGACGACUCGCCCUACAUCGAGAAGGUGGUCAAGCACCGGUUGAAAGAUGGCUUAGAGCUGGCUUAUGACCUGGAGCGCACCGACUUCGAGUACUUCAUCAAGUGGCAAGGCAAGUCUCAUCUGCACGACACAUGGGAGUCCAUCGACUCUCUCAAGUACGUCCGAGGCCUCCGCAAGGUCGAUAACUACUUCAGGAAGUGCGUCGAAAUGGAGCUUGAGAUGCGUUUCGGCUGGGAUGUGCCGCCCGAGACAAAGGAGCAGUUCUUCCUUGACCGGGAACGCGACUUGGAGGCCUUUGAGGACUUCACCAAGGUCGAGCGUGUCGUGGCCAUCAGGGAUGGCGACGGCGGGGACGAGUACUACAUCAAGUGGAAGGGCCUGCCUUAUGACGAGUGCACGUGGGAGCCUGCAUCGGAGAUUGCUCCCAUGUUCCAGGACAAGAUUGAUCAGUACCUCGACAGGAGCUCACGGUCGUGGCAGUCGGAUCGCAAAGAAUCAAAUCUCAACACGCGGUCUCGCAUGACGAAGCUCGACAAGCAGCCCGACUACAUCAAGGGGGGAGAGCUCCGAGAGUUCCAGCUCAAGGGCCUCAACUUCCUGUGCCUCAACUGGACGCGGGGCAACAAUGUCAUCCUCGCCGACGAGAUGGGCCUGGGCAAGACUGUGCAGACCGUCUCGUUCCUCAGCUGGCUGCGCAACAACCGUCACCAGGAGGGACCCUCGCUGGUCGUCGCCCCGCUCAGCGUCAUCCCCGCCUGGUGUGACACCUUCAAUACCUGGUCCCCCGACAUCAACUACGUCGUCUACCUGGGCCCCGAGGACGCGCGCAGCAUCAUCCGCGAGAACGAGCUGCUUAUUGAUGGGAACCCUAAGAAGCCCCGCUUCAACGUCCUGGUCACGUCCUACGAGUACAUCCUGCAGGACUGGCAGUUUCUCCAGUCCAUCAAGUGGCAGGCCCUGGCCGUCGACGAGGCCCACCGUCUCAAGAACAGCGAGUCCCAGCUGUACGCCCGACUCCUCUCCUUUGGCGUCCCGUGCAAGGUCCUCAUCACGGGCACCCCCAUCCAGAACAACCUUGCCGAGCUGUCGGCCCUGUUGGACUUCUUGAAUCCCGGCAAGGUCGACAUCGACGAGGAUCUCGACUCGUUGUCUGCCGCCGACGCGCAGGAGAAGCUGCAGCAGCUGCACAGCUCUAUUGCGCCGUACAUCCUGCGCAGGACAAAGGAGACUGUCGAGUCGGACCUGCCGCCCAAGACGGAGAAGAUUAUCCGCGUUGAGCUGUCGGACGUCCAGCUGGACUACUACAAGAACAUCCUCACGAGGAACUACAGUGCCCUGUGCGAUGCCACAAACGGACACAAGAACUCGCUGCUCAACAUCAUGAUGGAGCUGAAGAAGGUCAGCAACCAUCCGUACAUGUUUGCCGGUGCCGAGGAGAAGGUCCUGGGCGGAAGCGUGCGGCGUGAAGACCAGAUCAAGGGUCUGAUCGCCAGCAGUGGCAAGAUGAUGCUCCUGGACCAGCUCCUUACCAAGCUCAGGAAGGACGGCCACCGCGUGCUCAUCUUCAGCCAGAUGGUGAAGAUGCUCGACAUCCUUGGCGACUACCUCUCGCUGCGUGGUCACAAGUUCCAGCGCCUGGACGGUACCAUUGCCGCCGGCCCUCGACGCAUGGCCAUCAACCACUUCAACGCCGACGAGAGUGAAGACUUUUGCUUCCUGCUCUCGACACGUGCUGGCGGCCUCGGUAUCAACCUGAUGACGGCCGACACCGUCGUCAUCUUCGACUCGGACUGGAACCCCCAGGCUGAUCUCCAGGCCAUGGCCCGAGCCCACCGCAUCGGCCAGAAGAAGCCCGUCAACAUCUACAGACUGGUCAGCAAGGAGACGGUCGAGGAAGAGGUCCUGGAGCGUGCACGCAACAAGCUCCUGCUGGAAUACCUGACCAUCCAGGCCGGCGUGACGGACGACGGAAAGGCCGCCUUCCAGGCUGAGCUCAACAAGAAGGGCCUCAAGACGGACGCCGCGUCGUCCAACGAGGAUAUCCAGAUGGUGCUCAAGAUGCGCUCCUCCAAGAUGUUCGAGCAGUCCGGUAACCAGGAGAGGCUGGAGCAGCUGGACAUCGAUUCGAUCCUGGAGAAUGCCGAAGUCACCAAGACCAAGGUCGAUGACAAGAUCAACCUCAGCAGCGGCGGCAUCGACUGGGACAAUUUCAUGCAGAUCACCGACGUCAAGGUGGACGACAUCAACCUGGACUGGGAUCAGAUCAUCCCGGCCGAGAAGCUGGCCGAGAUCAAGGCGGAGGAGGAGAAGAAGAAGCACGACGACUACCUGGCGAAGGUGGCGGCCGAGAGCGCCCCUCGCCGAGCCACGAUCAAGGGUCGUGGCAACAACGAGACGGAUAGGGCGGACCGGCUGAAGAAGCGCCGGAAAGAGCAGGAGCAGGAAGCGGCCGAGAAGCGGGCGGCCAAGGCCGACCCGCGACGGCCGCUCUCGGUGACGGAGCAGCGCGUGCUCAUCAAGGCCUACUUCCGGUUCGGAUCCAUGGAGCACCGCAGCGACGACAUCAUCAGGGAGGCCAAGCUCACAGACCGGGACCCGGAAGUGAUCAAGUCGAUGGUGGACGAGUUUGUCAAGAAGGCGCAGGACGCCGUGGACGAGAACAACGCGCGAGUGGCCGAGGAGGAGAUGAAGACUGGCAAGGCGCUCAACAAGAAGGACCGCAAGGCGGUGCUCAUCGACUUUGGCGACCUGAAGAAGGUGAAUGCCGAGACGGCCAUCGAGAGGCCCUUGCAACUGCAGCUCCUGCACCAGGCCAUCCGCGCCUGCACCGACUUCAGGACGUUCCGUCUCCCGGACGCCACCAAGGGCGCGAGCUACAGCUGCCCGUGGGGUGCGAGGGAGGACGGCAUGCUCCUGGUGGGCAUCGACCGCCACGGCUUCGGUUCCUGGAGCAGCAUCCGCGACGACCCGGACCUGGAUAUGCAGGACAAGCUCUUCCUCGAGGAGGGCCGCGUGGCCAAGAAGGAGGAGCGCAGCAAGGCAAACGACAAGCAGAAGGCGCCGGGCGCCGUGCACCUGGUCCGCCGCGCAGAGUACCUCCUGUCGGUGCUGCAGUCCAAGAGCAGUAAUAACAGCUCGGACCGCAUGCCGCACAGGACGGUCACCAAGAAGUCGGCGGCCGCGGCCAACGGCCACCGCUCAGGUGGGGGCACAGCGUCGCCCGCGCCCUCUAGCCUCAAGAAGGUCCGCGACAGGGAGAAGGAGCACGGCCACCACCGCUCGCGCAGCAGCCAGCUCGACGAGCGCGACCGCGACCGCGACCGCGACCGCGGCACGCCUCGCCCCGACUUCAAGCGCAAGCAGUCGGCGUACGACGACGGGCGCAGCCCGAAGCCUCGCAGGCCAGAGGACGGACGUCGGACGAGCAAGCACGACGACGACCGCCGGCGCCACCGUGACGACGACCACCACCACCACCGUCGCGACGACAGGCACCACUACGACGACCGGCACCGCGACGACCGGGACCGGGACAGGAACAGGGAUCGCUACAGGGAGCGGGAGCGCGACAGAGACAGGCACAGCCGCGACGACAGGCGUGAUCGCGACCGCAACCAUCGCGACCAUCGCGACCACCGCGACCGCGACCGCGACCGCGACCACAGACGAUCGAUGGAUCACCACGGGAGUCACGGCGGCGAGCCGUCCUCGUCAGCUGCCCGCGUGCCGGACGAGCGCAAGGCCAAGGCCCUCCGGCGGCUGGACGAGCUCCGGCGCAUAGGAGACGAUGCCGACCAGCGCGACAAGGACAAUGACGCUCUCAUCUGGUACCUCCUCAAGCCGGUGCGGGAGAACUUCGAGAACAUCCUGUCGACAACCAAGGACACGGUCAAGUCGAGUAAGGAGAGGGCUUCCAUCUUUGGCGGUGAGCUCACAGUCAUUGGGGAGUUUCUGGACAGGAACUUUACCGGGGCGAACGAUACUAUGAAGAGUAAUUUCUGGGACUUUCUGGCUGCUCUGUGGCCGGUAGAUGAAACAUCCAAGAGUGUGACGGGCAAACGACUGAGCAACAUGUACCAGACAUUGAGUGCGCGCAAGAACAGAGCGUGA